CACUCCUUUCCCUCCUGCCUCCCUCCCUUUCCCAGAUCCGACCAACUCCCCUUCCCACCGUCAGCCUGCCUCUCCCCGAACUCGCCGGGAACCCUAACCCCAACCUCCGCCAGCCGUCCUUGCUUCCGGCAGAGAAGGAGGCUUCGGCGCUGGCGGAAAUGGAGGCGGCGCUGGAGGCGGCGCGCUCCAAGGACACCAAGGAGCGCCUGGCCGGGGUGGAGCGCCUGCACGAGGCCCUGGAGGCCGCGGCGCGCCGCGGGCUCACCGCGGCCGAGGUCACGGCGCUCGUCGACACCUGCAUGGAUCUCACCAGGGACGCCAACUUCCGGGUCGCGCAGGGCGGCCUGCACGCGCUCUCCGCCGCCGCCGUGCUCGCCGGCGACCACUUCAAGAUCCACCUCAAUGCCCUCGUGCCCGCCGCCGUCGAGCGACUCGGCGACGGCAAGCAGCCCGUCCGUGACGCCUCCCGCCAGCUCCUCGUCACGCUCAUGGAGGUUUCUUCUCCAACAAUCAUUGUUGAAAGAGCUGGAAGUUAUGCUUGGACUCACAAGAACUGGAGGGUGCGAGAAGAGUUUGUGCGCACUCUUGCAACGGCAGUUGGGCUUUUUGCUUCUACAGAGCUCCUUCUACAGCGAGUGUUUCUUUCACCUGUCCUGCAAUUGUUGAAUGAUUUGAAUCAAAGUGUUAGAGAGGCUGCAAUCUCCUGUAUUCAGGAGAUGUACAAAAAUAUGGGAUCUCAGUUCCAUGAAGAGUUGCAGCGCCAUAAUCUGCCUUCUUAUAUGCUAAAGGAAAUAAAUUCAAGAUUGGAUAAAAUAGAACCAAAGGUUCCCUCAUCUGAUGGUGCUAGAACGCAAUAUAGGGCCAUGGAAAGAUCUGUUAGUGCUCAUCCCAAAAGAGGUAGUCCAAGGAAAAAAAACACAUCAAGGGAAAGCACAUUAUUUGGAGGUGACACAGAUAUUACCGAAAAACCGGUGGAACCCAUAAGAGUUCAUUCAGAGAAAGAAUUAUUUAGAGAGAUUGAGAAGAUUGCAUCUGCCCUUAAUCCAGAAAAGGACUGGUCUAUACGUAUUGCUGCAAUGCAAAGGAUCGAAGCCUUGGUAUAUGGAGGCGCAAUUGAUUAUCCAUCAUUUUUCAUGCUCUUGAAGCAGCUAGUUCAUCCAUUGUCCUCUCAGCUAGCCGAUCGACGGUCUAGCAUUGUAAAGCAGGCAUGUCAUCUACUUAAUGUACUAUCGAAGGAACUCCUCAGCGACUUUGAAGCAUGUGCUGAAAUAUUUAUUCCGGCACUUUUUAAGCUUGUUGUCAUAACUGUGCUUGUGAUUGCCGAAUCUUCAGACAACUGUGUAAAAACUAUCCUGCGGAACUGCAAGGUUUCACGUAUUGUUCCACUUAUAGCUGACACAGCAAAAAAUGACCGCAGUGCAAUUCUCCGUGCCAGGUGUUGUGAGUAUGCACUUCUAAUAUUGGAAUAUUGGGCCGAUGCUCCAGAAAUACAACGCUCAGCUGAUUUAUACGAAGAUCUAAUAAAGUGCUGUGUGGCAGAUGCAAUGAGCGAGGUUCGUGCAACUGCAAGAAGUUGCUAUAGGAUGUUCAUAAAGACAUGGCCUGAGCGUUCACGUCGGCUUUUUAUGUCAUUUGAUCCUGCAAUACAGAGGAUUAUUAAUGAUGAAGAUGGGGGCAUGCACAAGCGAUAUCCUUCAUCGUUGCAUGAGAAGGGUGCUCAACUUUCUCGUUCCUCAUCUCAUGCAAGUGGUACACAUUUGACCGGAUACGGCACUUCAUCUAUUGUUGCAAUGGACAAGGGUGCAGCAAUUUCUUCCGAAUCAUCUCUCUCGUCAAGCAUGCUCCUGUCGCAGUCGAAGGCAACUGGUAGACAUGCUGAAAGAAGCAUAGAGAGUGUGCUUAGUUCAAGCAAACAAAAGGUUUCAGCCAUUGAGAGUUUAUUGAAAGGUGUAGGCAUCUCAGGCAGGCAAAAUUUCUCAGCUGUGCGCUCAACAAGCUUGGAUCUUGGAGUUGAUCCUCCAUCCUCUCGUGAUCCUCAUAUACCGCUUGCUGCGCCUGCUUCGGAUCACCUUUCUUUGCAGAGUUCUGCAUUGUUGGACUCAUCCCUCCCUAGCAUAAGUAUCAGAAGAAAUGGUGGUUCACGUUUGGUAGAUGCCAUGCCUCAGGUAGACACCAAAGAGCGAUCGAGGUCACCAUAUUCGCGUAAUCUAUCAUCUGAACCCAUGUCGGAUUUGUCAGUGCCUUAUUUAAGAAGAUCUUCAGGGAGAUCUCAAGAUGAUAGCAUUAUGGAUGAGAGUAAUGAUACAUGGCCAAGGCCUAACAGGCGAUCGCCACAGAUGCAUACGGACAAGCACUUCACUGAUAUGGCUUAUAGGGAUGCCAGUUACAGAAAUUCGCAAAACAACCAUGUUCCACACUUCCAAAGGCCGCUUAGGAAGCAAGUGGCAUCAAGGGUUUCUGUGGGUGUCAGACACAGUUUUGAUGAUGGCCAUGUCCCAUCGAAUGAGAUGUCUGGAUAUACAGAUGGCCCAGCAUCACUAAAUGAAGCCCUCUCUGAGGGUCUUAGUCCAAGUUCAGACUGGGUAGCAAGAGUUGCAGCUUUUAAUUUUGUUCAGACAUUAUUGCAACUAGGACAGAAAGGCAUUCAAGAAAUUACUCAGAACUUUGAAAAGGUCAUGAAGCUAUUUUUUCGUUAUUUGGAUGAUCCUCAUCAUAAAGUUGCACAGGCAGCUUUCUCCACACUUGCAGAUAUUAUUCCAGCAUGCAAGAAGCCAUUUGAGAGCUAUGUUGAAAGAAUUUUACCAUAUGUCUUUUCAAGACUUAUUGAUCCAAAGGAGUUGGUUUCUAAGCCAUGUUCAUCAACCUUGGAAGUUGUUGGCCGAACAUAUGCUGUUGACACAUUGUUACCUGCAAUAGUACGUUCACUGGAUGAACAAAGGUCUCCAAAGGCCAAACUGGCUGUUCUUGAGUUCGCUAAUAAGUCAUUCAGCAAGUACAAGGUAGACUCUGAAGGUUACAGUAACAGCGGCUUUCUUAAGCUCUGGCUUUCGAAACUAGCACCUUUAAUGCAUGAAAAGAAUGCAAAGUUAAAGGAAACGUCCAUUAAAGGAAUCAUAUCAGUUUAUUCUCAUUUUGAUUCAAUAGCAGUCCUAAACUUUAUUCUUAAUUUGUCAAUUGAAGAACAAAACCUUGUGAGGCGCUCGCUCAAGCAAUAUACUCCUCGUAUUGAGGUCGAUCUGGUAAACUACUUGCAGAGCAAGAAAGAGCGUUCACGUCCCAAGUCUUAUGAAUAUGAACAGAUUGAUUUUGGAACUUCUGAAGAUGGUUAUAAUCCGACAUCAAGGAAUAGCUAUCCAUUUGGAAGGGUCUCUGCUAGUUCCUUUGACAAUGAAUCUGGGAAGAGGAUGCAUACAGUUCAAGAAUCCACAUUUCUUACUGGUCGAACAACCUCUGAUGCCCUCACUGAUCAUGCCAAUCAAUGUUUUGAGCCUUCUUCUGAAGCUGAUAUUUUUACAGCAAGUCGGGAAUCAAAGAGCAAUGCUCGCUCAGUUGUAGAAGCUGCACGCUCGUGGGCAGAUUAUCCUGAAAAAUCAGAUGCCACCAUUGAUGAUGAAAAUUCUGUUGGCACCCCUCGCCUGGAUUUUGUCCGUCGUGUUUCUGAUGGACAUAAUAAUGCGGCUGUUACAACUGUCGGGAAAAAUAUACAGGACAUGGAUCAAUUUGUUGACCUUAGUUCUGUGAAGGUUGUCUCGCAUACAACUGACGGCCCCAGCGUACCACAACUUCUUCAUCGGAUAAUAAGUAAUGAUGGUGAAGUUUCAUCCCAAGACAAGCAGGACGCAUUGCAGCAGUUGCUGCAAGCAUCUGCGAACAAUGAUAACUCUAUAUGGACAAAGUAUUUCAAUCAGAUUUUAACAACUAUCCUUGAGGUAUGGGAUGACUCUGAUUCUUCUGUCAGGGAGCUUUCUCUAUCGCUAGUUGCUGAGAUGCUCCGCAAUCAGAAAGAUCAAAUGGAAGAAUCCAUAGAGAUUAUCCUUGAAAAGCUGGUGCAGAUGACCAAAGAUGUUGUGGCAAAGAUUUCAAAUGAAGCAAACCAGUGCUUAAAUGUCGUGUUGGCAAAAUAUGAUCCAUUUAGAUGCCUUGCUGUUAUUGUGCCCUUGCUAGUUACUGAUGAUGAGAAGACACUUGUCAUGUGUAUCAACUGUUUGACAAAGCUUGUUGGGCGGCUUUCACAAGAGGAAUUGGUGGCUCAACUCCCUUCAUUUUUACCAGCACUUUUUGAUGCUUUCAAUAACCAGAGUCCAGAUAUUCGCAAGAUAUUUCAGUGCCAGGUCGUGUGGUUUUCAGCUUUAGCGCAUCCUCUGUUUCAAAUUUCUAGCAGACUGUUGUAUUCUGCUUGGUGGAUAUCUACAUCAUGCUAGGGAAAGCAUUUGUACCAUACCUGGAGGGGCUUAGUAGCACACAGCUGCGGCUAGUAACAAUCUACGCAAAUCGGAUAUCGCAGGCAAGGUCUGGUGCACCUAUCGAUGCUAACCAAUGAGUAGUAUCAUACUUGUGUACCACAUGGACAUUUGUUUGGAUGGGUUGGAAUUAUGGGUUUCAUUCAUUUGUGCAUUUGUAUAGAAACAGACAGGUGGUGCUCAUGUAUUCUUUUGCGUGGUAUGUGUUAUUUGUCUUCUUUAUUUUCCUGUCAUGUGUCACAUUUGACCAUUCACAUUGUACAAAGAGACAGGAAAAGCUUCACGGUGCUUGUUCGUCUCCCAUUUUCCUGUAGGUUGUCAGAGGACAGAUCUGUUGAGAGAUAGUAGGUUGUGAAUAUUUACGGGACGAUUUAGUGCAGACGAUGUUUUAUUAGAUGUUCAGAAUCUUC
This is a messenger RNA of Triticum dicoccoides, 4870 nucleotides long. Its product is annotated as CLIP-associated protein-like. The transcript is spliced from 22 exons. The coding region runs from base 159 to 4421 and encodes 1420 amino acids. Gene Ontology annotation, cellular component: cytoplasmic microtubule. Gene Ontology annotation, molecular function: microtubule binding. The record is from RefSeq and is a predicted model, not a curated record. Lineage: Eukaryota; Viridiplantae; Streptophyta; Magnoliopsida; Poales; Poaceae. Gene Ontology annotation, biological process: microtubule cytoskeleton organization.